AAGAGAUUGAAGACUAGAAUGGUGUGCUUUUCAAUGAAAGCAAGUGUUUUGUUGCGUAGCAACAGAAUUGAAAUGUGUAACUCAGUAUAACCUCGCAUACCAGUUAGCCUUGCUUGGGACAAUAGUAAUAUCGAGUUAUUUUGCUGUUUGUGGGUUAAUAUAUUAAUGAAAAACAAAGGACCCGGUGAAAAAAGAUGUACUGUACACUAGUGGCAGUGCAGGCUGCGGCAGUACUUUACCCAAAAGGCUUGUGUUAGUGACGUGUUUCUUAUAUGAAUUGGCACGUUUUCCAGUAUAUUUUAUUUGCAUUUGAUUUUACACUUCCUAGAAUAAACGGUUCAGUGUUAUAAGAUAAUUGAAUAUGAAACACGACAAAUUAUGAGACUGCAGCGCGAAUCUGCUUCCGCAUGAGGCGAUGAAAGUCUCUGACGUCACGGCCAUUGGUAUCAUCAAUUAUACGCUUUGCUGACUGCUGCUGGCUUACCUGUCAUCACCCAUCAUCUCUGCAGAAAAUGCAUACCCGAGCUCAGUGUGAAUCCAGGACAGGAGGGAUUGUCUAAUUCCUCAGUACACCAUUGGCCAGGGCAGCUCUAGCUGGGAAAUACAAGCCUUGCUGUCUGCUGGUGCACACACCUGGUUCAGCAAUGACUCCAAGUAUAGAUACUAAAUGCAGGCUAAGCAGGAAUAGUACAGCCCCCUGCUUUAGCUGAUAACACAUACGGUACCUACUGUGUAAGAUACAGAUUUGUGUGCAGGCGAGCUAGUAUGUGCUUUGUCAUGUUUCUUCGCGUAAUAGACAGGAGUUUGAUCACACUCUAGGAAAAAUAUCGACUAAUUUAUUUGUAAUUAGUAAGUUAUUGUACCUUGCGCAAGGGUACGACAGCCAUGCUUAUCCCCAGAACUGAACCUGCAACCUUCCAUCUAUAAAUCUAAUCCUAGCCAGAGGUUUACACUGCUGCCUCUGAGUGCCAGGCUCCUGAAUAUUGCAUGACGCCUUUGAUUUGUGAGAUGGUGCUGUCCAGCAUCACAGGCAUGCUGCACUGCACUGCGGGGCGAGCUGUGCUGGGUCUCUGUGUCUCUCGACAGCUGGCACCAUGGCUUUCCUCGCUGCGCAGUUCAACAUCUAAGGUCGUCCAGGUCAGCCCAGGCAAGGAGAACGAGGUGCUAGUGGAGAACUUGACCGUUCUAGGCGUGGACAUUAAAAUGGCGAGGAGACGGCAACCAGGCGUCCUUCGGAAAGUGAUCACUAACGAGCAGGGCCUUGCCCGCUUUCUGCAGGCCAAAGGGGCGAGCAGGGAGGUGGUGGCCAGCAUCAUCUCGCGCUACCCUCGCGCUAUCACUCGCUCCCACCACCACCUGGAAGAGCGCUGGAGGCUCUGGAGGAACGUCUUCAAGAGGGACGACGAGAUCGUGAAGAUCCUGGAGCGCUCGCCCGAGUCCUUCUUCCGCUCCAGCGACAACGCCAACCUUGAGAAGAACAUCGCCUUCCUGUGGUCCCUGGGCUUGACCUCCAAGGACCUCCACCGGCUCCUCACCACCGCCCCCCGCACCUUCUCCAACAGCGCCGAGCUCAACCGGCAGAUGGUGGAGCUGCUGCAGGACAUCUGCGUCAGCCUGGGCGGCACCGACCCGGAGCAGUUCAUCAAGCGGAUCAUCUCCCGGAACGUGUACAUCCUGAUCCGCAGCACCAAGCGGGUCAAGGCCAACGUCGAGUUCCUGCGGGGCGCUCUGAGGCUGAGCGACGCGGAGCUGCUGCAUCUGCUCCAGGGCCACGGCGCAGACAUCCUGGACCUCUCUAGCGAGUACAUCAAGAGGAACUUCCGCAGCGCCGAGCAGAAGCUGAGAUCGCUCGGCUGCUGCCAGGAGGGGGUCAAGAAAUUCAUCAUCUUGUACCCUCCAGCCCUGUACAUCUCUCCUGAGAACCUGAAGAACAAAAUAGACUGCCUCCUGGAGGGAGGGGUGGAUAUCGAGCAGAUACUGGAAAAGCCACGGGUGUUGGAUUUCAGUGCUGAGACGGUGAGGAGCCGGCUCAGGGUACUGGAGAAGGCUGGGUACGACUUUAAAAAGCAGGGGAUAGCCAUUUUAGACUCCAGCCGAAAGCGCUUUGAAGCAAAGUUAGAGAAGUUAUCGGAGCAGCCUGAAGAGUGAAAAGGAUUGAAAUCAGCCACUGCCUACUCACCUGUGCAGUCCCACAUUAGGUUUUGCAGUCUUUUCAUUAACAUCUUUUGACAGAAGGAUGGUUUUGGACAUUUAUCUUUCCUGCAUUUAAUAUUGAACAACCGAAAGACAUAAUCCAGAUAAAAAAUAAUAAAUAUCUAUUUUGAACAAUAUGUGUAUUGAUUUAGCCUGCAUGUAAAAUGUGUGCUCCUUUUGCAGGGAAAAUCAAUAGCUUCACUGCAAUAGCUUGUAAAAUAAAGUGAUUGCAGAACGGAA
Messenger RNA from Lepisosteus oculatus (spotted gar), 2433 nucleotides. Lineage: Eukaryota; Metazoa; Chordata; Actinopteri; Semionotiformes; Lepisosteidae. The record is from RefSeq and is a predicted model, not a curated record.